Messenger RNA from Olea europaea var. sylvestris, 1234 nucleotides. Its product is annotated as endoglucanase 8-like. The record is from RefSeq and is a predicted model, not a curated record. The coding region runs from base 39 to 785 and encodes 248 amino acids. Gene Ontology annotation, molecular function: hydrolase activity, hydrolyzing O-glycosyl compounds. Lineage: Eukaryota; Viridiplantae; Streptophyta; Magnoliopsida; Lamiales; Oleaceae. Gene Ontology annotation, biological process: carbohydrate metabolic process. The transcript has 4 exons.
ACUCCCCAUUUCUUUACUUGUGUCUUGAGCAACUAAAAAUGGCGCGAAUUUCCGGACACUUCCCGGCAUUUUCCGCUACCACCUUCCUCUUCCUUCUCCUCGUCGUAACUCAUCUCCGGCAGUGCUCUGGCGGUGGCCAUGACUACCACGACGCCCUCCGUAAAAGCAUUCUCUUCUUCGAAGGCCAACGCUCGGGCAAGCUCCCUCCUGACCAACGAGUCAGGUGGCGCAGAGACUCAGCAUUGCACGACGGAGCCACCGCCGGAGUGGAUUUAAGAGGAGGAUACUAUGAUGCUGGUGACAACGUAAAAUUUGGGUUCCCAAUGGCAUUCACAAUCACAAUGUUGUCAUGGAGCAUUAUAGACUUUGGUCGGAACAUGGGUGGGGAGUUGGGAAAUGCUAUAAAGGCAGUGAAAUGGGGUACAAAUUAUUUAUUAAAGGCCACAGCUAAGGAUGGCCUUGUGUACGUACAAGUAGGUGAUCCAUUGUCGGAUCAUAACUGCUGGGAAAGGCCCGAAGAUAUGGACACGUCGAGGAUGGCGUACAAGAUAGAUGCCAACCACCCCGGCUCAGACGUGGCGGGGGAGACCGCCGCUGCCUUGGCCGCGGCCUCGAUUGUGUUCCGGUCACGUGACCCGGCCUACUCUAGGCUCCUUCUUAAUCGUGCCGUUAAAGUGUUCGAGUUUGCUGACAGGCACCGGGGUGCGUACAGUUCCAGCCUGCACUAUGCUGUCUGCCCUUUUUACUGUGAUGUCAAUGGUUACCAGUGUUAUACAGUCCACUAGACAAGAUGUCAAGAACUGUACAUUUUCUUAAUGUUAGCAGCGGGAUAUAUUGAAGAAGCUUGUUGUGUGCACAAACUGCACACUAUAUACAAACUGCGCACACAGAAGUCAUACAAAAUAGGCACAACAGGUGAUGGAUGGGGGGAUCUUUUUGGCAUUUUUUUUUUUAUCACAACAUGGGUUUCUCGCAUGUGAGAUUUUCGACAGAAUUCUUUGGAACAGUUUUCUAUACAAAUGAAAAUCUCUUAUAUUGAAAAUGUCCUCUAGGAAUAUCCACUUUAUUCAAGAAAUGAAACAGAGUAAUGACCAUGCAUUGCCAUGGCCAUCAUCUUUGGUAGAAUGCGCUAAAUACUUAGAUGAAAAAAAUUUAAAAAAAACCUCAAAGAGGUUAUGUUAUUCGACUAAGCGAUGAUGCAUGCCAAAUAUGCGACAAUAGUUAACGAGUUGCA